AACACAGCCUGAGGUCGCAACCGAUGGACAGCAGCUUUUUAAUCAUCCAUGGUGUGAGAGAUCCUGCAAUUCUUUGUUCAGCUUCUUUCAGAGAGACUUUUUGAUUUUAAAAUGAGCAUCCCGGUGGUGGACUUUAGCGCGUACAGCCUGAGCAAGGAAGAUGUUACAGACGAGCAGAUGCGCAACUUGAUCAAAGAGUUGAAAACAGCUUUCACAGAAGUUGGUUUUGUUUUUCUGGAGAACACGGGGAUCACCCAGGAGGAGGUGGAUCGUGUUAUGGACAUAUCCAAGAGGUUCUUCCUGCAGCCAGAUGAAGUGAAACAACCGUUCACCAGGAAAAGCUUUGCCAACAAUCCUAACCACGGCUGGGUGUCUCUGGAGACUGAGAGGUUGAAUCCACGUCGACCUGGAGACCUAAAGGAGGCAUUCAACACUGCUUCACUUCACCCUGACAUAAAAUGGCCCUCUGGUGCUCUAACAGGGUUCCAGGAGAUCCAGACGUCUUUCUUCCUGCGCUGUAAAGAGCUGAGCCUGCGGGUGCUGAGGGUGGUGGCCCACAGUCUGGGUCUGGACCCCGAGGUCUUCCUGGGUGCACAUCGUUUAAUUGGAACUGAUCAGAACGGCACAACACUGCGGUCUCUGUACUACCCACCAGUUAACAGUGAGAAAGUGAAGGAGGGUCAGCUGCGAUGUGGAGAGCAUUCAGACUAUGGCAGCAUCACCCUGUUGUUUCAGAGCUCUGAAGGUUUGCAGGUGCGUAGACGUUCAGGUGAAUUCAUCUGUGCUCCCAGCAUCCCCGGAGCAGUCCUCAUCAAUGUCGCUGACCUGCUGCAGCGAUGGACCAGCGAUCAGCUUGUCUCUGUGCUCCACAGAGUCUUAUUGCCCCCUGCUGGAGACUCUCGCACACGUCAGUCUAUGGCUUUCUUUGUCCAGCCGGAUGACGAGGCUCUCAUCACCUGCUGCGAUGGCUCCAACAAAUACCCUCCAGUGACAGCGGGCACCUACCUCACUGAGCGCUUCAAUGACUCAUAUGGAAAAAACUAAAUUUUCGACCCAUCAGUUCAUUCAUACACAACUGUUGAUUAUAAGUGUGUUGUCGUUUUGUCAACAGACGACUGCUGUCCUGCUGAGCUUUUAAGACAUGCCUGGAAAGUCUUAUUUUCGUCAAAAUGAUGAAUAUGUCACUUUGGAUCCAUAAUGUUUUUACAUUUUUUAAAUUGUGUUCUGAAUAUGAUUGUGUUUAUUAGAUAAUCAGUGAGUCAAUGUGUAUGUUUUAUUUGUUCAAGUUAUUUUUAUUAGUGUGUAUGAUUUUUUUAAAAAGGAGAGACACAAACCUCAAA
Messenger RNA from Dicentrarchus labrax (European seabass), 1340 nucleotides. RefSeq lists its product as uncharacterized. The record is from RefSeq and is a predicted model, not a curated record. The transcript has 7 exons. Gene Ontology annotation, molecular function: dioxygenase activity. Bases 112 to 1044 code for a protein of 310 amino acids. Lineage: Eukaryota; Metazoa; Chordata; Actinopteri; Moronidae.